Messenger RNA from Oncorhynchus mykiss (rainbow trout), 1499 nucleotides. RefSeq names its product procathepsin L. Gene Ontology annotation, biological process: proteolysis. The record is from RefSeq and is a predicted model, not a curated record. Gene Ontology annotation, molecular function: cysteine-type peptidase activity. Lineage: Eukaryota; Metazoa; Chordata; Actinopteri; Salmoniformes; Salmonidae.
CCAAGAUACACUGUGUGAUAUCGAGGUCCGUUUAGCCAAUCACAGGCCUCCCUUACUAUCACGACAUAUAGCAGGCUGUAUAAAGUGUUGUGUUUAGUAGGCAUUGUCCACACAACAACAGCAUAUAUCAACUCACCUUUAUUGCAAAUUUACGGAAAUUGUUUGACUAUGACGUCGCUCUACUUGGCAGUGUUGGUGCUCUGUAUGAGUGCUGUGUAUGCAGCCCCUAUGUUUGACUCUCAGUUGGAGGGCCACUGGCACUUGUGGAAGAACUGGCACAGCAAGAACUACCAUGAGAGAGAGGAGGGCUGGAGGAGGAUGGUUUGGGAGAAGAACCUGAAAAAGAUUGAGAUGCACAACCUGGACCACUCUAUGGGAAAACACUCCUAUCGUCUGGGCAUGAACAACUUUGGUGACAUGACCAACGACGAGUUCAGGCAGCUGAACGGCUACAAGCAGACUACUGAGAGGAAGUACAAGGGCUCUCUGUUCAUGGAGCCCAACUACCUGCAGGCCCCUAAAGCUGUGGACUGGAGAGAGAAGGGCUACGUCACUCCCGUCAAGGACCAGGGCUCAUGUGGGUCUUGCUGGUCGUUCAGUUCCACCGGAGCCAUAGAGGGCCAGCAAUUCAGGAAGACUGGCAAUCUGGUGUCUCUGAGUGAACAGAACCUGAUGGACUGCUCCAGACCCCAGGGCAACGAGGGCUGUAAUGGGGGUCUCAUGGACUUGGCGUUCCAGUAUGUAAAGGACAACGGCGGCCUGGACACAGAGGCGUCCUACCCCUAUGUGGGCAAGGAGGAUUACUUUUGCCACUACCGACCAGAGUUCAGUGCCGUCAAUGAAACCGGCUUUGUGGACAUCCCCAAUGGCAAGGAGCACACUCUGAUGAUGGCUGUGGCGUCUGUUGGCCCAGUCUCUGUCGCCAUCGAUGCCAGCCACGAAUCCUUCCAGUUCUACCAGUCUGGCAUCUAUUAUGAGGAGGAGUGCAGCAGUGAGGAGCUUGACCAUGGAGUUCUGGUGGUGGGUUACGGUUUUGAAGGAGAGGAUGUAGGUGGCAAGAAAUUCUGGAUUGUCAAGAACAGCUGGAGUGAUAAGUGGGGAGACAAAGGCUACAUCUACAUGGCCAAAGACAGGAAGAACCACUGUGGCAUCGCCACGGCAGCCAGCUACCCACUAGUCUAGUGUUCUACAACCUGAAGGUUCUAGUACACUAGACCUUAGUUUUAGAAACAUUUGAUGAAAGAUCUGGAAAACGGGUCAUGGUUACAGUGCUGCCUUAAUUAAAUACAUCCGUGAAAGGUGCAUGAGAACCUGCUGCUUGGGUUUUAAAGAAGCACAUUUAGGGAAUUUAUGAAAUUCUACCCAUUUUUGUUUUAUACAUUUUUAUGUCUAUGCAUCUUGAGCCAAGUGAAUGUUACAGGUGUAACUUGUGUACAUUCCUAAUUUUCUGCUUUUACAACUGUUUUGUACAUCAGCAAAAUAAACAUUUUUAAAAUGGA